AUGGUCAGUUAUUUUCGCCGGAUUUUUGCCACUUUGGCUGUAAAAUUCAUUCGGCCGGUUGCUGACUGGACAGGAUCAGAGUUGGAACCGGUUAAGAAAUGUUUAGUACGUCAAUAUUUUGAUAAAGAAAUAAAUGUACAUAAAAAAACAGGUCAUUUACCAUCAACAUUUUAUUUGAAUGAUGUUAAAUAUUACGAAAUACUAUCUCGAAUUCGUAGUAAAUCUGAUCGUCUUUCGUAUCUUCGUUCUUUAAUAUCAAUUAUUAAUAUUCCGCCAUCAUUUCCAAUACCACAUGAUACUGGUGGUAUUCAUAGUGGUUUUUUAUGUCCAUAUCGUAUUCUUCGUCAAUCUGAUCUAGUCGAUAUAUCAGCAUGGAAUUAUAUUAAAGCUCAAAGACUUAAUGAAAAUCUUCUAUUUAAUUGUUCUGGAAUAUCUAGUCUUCCAUUAGCACAAUUAAUUAUUGAUAUGAGAUCAAAAUUUAAUUUAUUAAAUGAUCCAUGGUGGCCCAUAUUAAUUGGUAUAUCAAAUGAUAUGCAUCAGGAAAUAAUUGAUGUAUUAAAAACAAAAUAUCAAUUACAUGGUGCACAUUUAUAUACAUGGGAAACAAGAGAAGAUGUAUUAAAUAGAAAAGAUUUAACAUUAAUUUGUGCUAAUCAUGGCGAAACAAUCUAUGAAGUUGAUUCAAAUAUGAAUUAUAUUGUUCAAAUUGAUGCUGAUCAACGAUUAUGUUGUUUAGGAAAUGUAACAAAUGAAAGUAAAAAAUUAUAUAAAAAUAUUGUUAAAGUUGAAUCAAGAACAAAAAGUUUUAAUGUAUCCAAAAGAAUUCUAACAUCUGAUCUAUUUACAAUAUUAGCUUCAUUAAAAAUAAAAGGUUUAUUUUAUAAGAAAGUGUUAAAAGAGGAUGAUGAUGAAAAUUAUAAUAUAAAACGAAAAGCUCGUAGUGGUUUAAUAUCUAAUUAA
This is a messenger RNA of Rotaria sp. Silwood1, 960 nucleotides long. NCBI's taxonomy places the organism in Eukaryota, Metazoa, Rotifera, Eurotatoria, Philodinida, Philodinidae. The record is from the annotation of a GenBank genome assembly.